AUGGCUAUACCAUACGAUAGACGUAGUUUCCUGAAGAACCAAGGGCCAACUAUCUACCUUGAAGAUCCAAUUGAAAAUAUUGCUUCAGCUGAAGCAGCACAAGUAAAUCAAGUUGAAAUCACUGCCCUAAAUGCCGACGAAGCAGCCGCGAGCGUUGAUAAUGAAGCAUUCACGUCUUUCAUUACAAAACUUUUAGAAAAUCCUAACAGGGAAUAUGUAUCAUAA
This is a messenger RNA of Dentiscutata erythropus, 225 nucleotides long. NCBI's taxonomy places the organism in Eukaryota, Fungi, Glomeromycota, Glomeromycetes, Diversisporales, Gigasporaceae. The record is from the annotation of a GenBank genome assembly.